AUGAAGGUUUGGAUAUUCGUUUUUGUGGUUUUCGCGGUGACCGCAACAGUGUGCACAGACGACACGGAGGAGGCUGCCUGGCAGGCAGCGCAGGUGAUCCCAGAGGCGUCCAGGAUAUUCGUUUUGAGGCAUUCGAAGCGUGUGAUUGGAUUGGAGAAAAUCAUUGGUGGUCAGAAAGUUGAUGUGAAGAAUUUUCCAUAUCAGCUGUCGCUGAGAAGUAAUGGGAACCAUAUUUGCGGCGGAUCGGCAAUUUCACGUGAUUGGGCUCUAACGGCGGCACACUGUCUCUACCCGGGGCGAGAUGUUGCAACUAUUUCAUUACGAGCUGGUAGCAGCGGUCGGCUGUCCGGUGGUCAAAUCUACAAUGUGUCACAAAUAAUUUUCCAUCCACAAUAUAAUCCGGCGCUGUUCGAUAAGGAUGUAGCUCUGCUGAAGGUUGCCAUUCCUUUCCAGGGACAGAACAUUGCUCCGAUAUUAUUGGUCAGCGAGGGAUACGAGCCAGUGGAAGGCAUUCGUAGCAUGGUGUCGGGAUGGGGAAGAACGUUAACUGAUACCAGCUUACCGACUAUACUACAUGCAGUCGACAUACCAAUUGUGGGAAGAAGUACUUGUAGUCUAUUAUGGGGUGAAGGUCUAGUAACUAACGAUAUGAUUUGCGCUGGUCAGUCGGGCCGGGACUCGUGCAACGGUGACAGCGGAGGUCCGCUAGUGUCCGGUGGGCGUCAAAUCGGAUUGGUGUCCUGGGGUUCUACCGAGUGCGGGGGAUCGCUGCCAGCCGUUUACACUCAUUUGGCAGCGACAAGCGUGAGGCGAUUCAUUCGCCGUGUCACCGGUGUGUAA
Molecule: messenger RNA, 840 nt
Organism: Sabethes cyaneus
Lineage: Eukaryota; Metazoa; Arthropoda; Insecta; Diptera; Culicidae
Product: trypsin 3A1-like
Exons: 5
Coding region: 1-840 (279 amino acids)
Biological process (GO): proteolysis
Molecular function (GO): serine-type endopeptidase activity
Source: RefSeq, a predicted model, not a curated record